Molecule: messenger RNA, 1340 nt
Organism: Cajanus cajan (pigeon pea)
Lineage: Eukaryota; Viridiplantae; Streptophyta; Magnoliopsida; Fabales; Fabaceae
Source: RefSeq, a predicted model, not a curated record
CCUCCAUUAACUAUUAACCCCCUCAAUUAUCAAUCAACCCACCCUCUCUCUCCCCCAAGCCCUGAGCCCUCAUAAAUAUCAAAACACCCACAACACACCAACACCAACACCAACACCAACACCAACACCAUGCUUCAAGACUCGGUCUCAGCCACCCCCACAUUCUUGGCCACCCUCUACAGCUGGUUCACCCCCACAGUCUUCUUCCUCCUCCUCCAACUAGUCAUUGGAACCAUCUUCAUCAUCUCAAACCUUGCCAACUCCCACAAACGCCAUCACCCACAACACCCUCAUCAUCAUCAUCAUCAUAAUGACCUUCCUAGAUCCCCUUCCAUCUUGCAAAGACUCAAAUCCAUCAACUUCUACCCUUCUCCCCACACACCCCUAAACCCUUACAACACCACCCAUUUCCCCCAAUCCCAUCAAAAUGAAAACUUUCAACUCCCCAGAUCCCCCUCCCUCCUCCAAAGACUCAAGUCCAUCAACCUCUACACCUACUUCCCCACCGAACCCCCCACAAACAAACUCCCCCCGCACGUGCCCGACCACAACCCGCACGUGCCCCAACAACAUCAACCCCCCCAAACCGACGCCGACGACGACGACGACGACGACAAAGAAGAGGACGAUGUCUACGUGGUCGACGACCGCAAUUACGAUUAUGCCCCCGAGCAAGAACAGGGUUCGGGUUCUUCGCUGGACGAGAUUUACAGCAAGCUGCAGCAGGGGCAAGAGGGUCAUUUCUCCCGGACCCACUCCGACACCAAGCCGGCGUCCGGCGAGGUUCCGGUGAAGCUGCCGCGGAAGAUGAAGAAGUCCGCCAGCAGCAAGUCCGCGUUCUCGCACUUCAAGGAGGAGGACAUCGUCGAGACUCGCCGUCCGGCCACCGUGAGAGAGACCGGCGCCGCCGUCGACGACCACGAGGUCGACGCCAAGGCCGACGACUUCAUCAACAGGUUCAAGCAGCAGCUCAAACUCCAGAGGCUCGAUUCCAUCAUGAGGUACAAGGAAAUGAUAGGGAGAGGAUCACCCAAGUAACCAAUUAGUAAUUAAUUAACAUUAUAAUAAUUUUGUUACAUCUUAGUGUAAUUUUUUUUUUGUUAAUUUUUAAUUAGGCUUAAGUUGUAAAAUGAAUGUUUUGUUUAUUUGUUGUUGAAUUGGUUGUGUGAAGUGGGGUGCUGAGAGUGAGAGUGUGGGUGGGUGGUUCAUUUUCAGCCUCUGCUUUGUGGAUGUUGGAAGUAGUGCUUGUAAGUUUUUGUUGCUUUAUGUUCAUGUUCAUGAUGAUGACUCCUUAUUGUUUCCAUUUCUAUAGUAUAACAUUAUUUAUUCUUGUUCCGCUA